Messenger RNA from Malassezia vespertilionis, 1296 nucleotides. RefSeq lists its product as uncharacterized. The record is from RefSeq and is a predicted model, not a curated record. The transcript has 3 exons. Lineage: Eukaryota; Fungi; Basidiomycota; Malasseziomycetes; Malasseziales; Malasseziaceae. Bases 1 to 1296 code for a protein of 431 amino acids.
AUGCGGCAGACCCGAUUAUCCUGGGAGAAGAGUGAAUCCUUGCUGCAGGUAAAAGAGGGCCUACCAAUGCCUCCGACUUCUCGGAAGCGCGCCGCACCGCGCAAGAGCGCGCCGCCGCCGCCAUUUCCGCAGCUGUACGAUGGCCCACUGCCGACCCCCAAUGUAUUUGCACGGAUGUACUUGUACGAAUGGCUCGUACAUUUUGACGAUCCCAACGCACUGGGCUGGCCACUCCAUUGCUUAGACGCCCUCCAUUGCUGGGAUACAGCGAUUGCCUACGCCUUCCUCCACCGACUCGCGCUCCGGCUCUCGGGUCUCGCUACGCUCGGCAGCGGCCAGCCUGCUGCCCGGACAUCGCGACUCAUUGAUGUUUUGCGUAAGCACAAGCACAACCCCGAAGCAUAUGCGCCGUGGAAAGUCGCGGAAUCGAUGCUGGGCGAUCAUGUUCCACCCCUUUCGCUCUCGGAAGUGGACAUGGACAUCCCUGUACUUUCCUCGCGCACACCCGGCGUAAAGCGCGCUGCAACACCCGAGCUCCCCGUGCCGCGGCGUACACGCAGCGCUGCGCGACUCGAAGCUGCAUUCACCUCCAUCUCCGAGUCUGAGCCCGAGCUGGAAGUGGCUCAGGACGGCACGCGUCGCUCUCGACGCGCCGAGCAGCUUGCGGCAAAAAAGCGGCACGACGAUCUGCGCAUGCAGGCGGAAAAGAUGCUCGGCGCGCGCACAGCGCAGGAAGAAGUGCAAGACGAGCAAGGCUCGAUGCACCUCGAGACGAAAUUUGCGUGUUUGGCGCGCCUUUGCACGCUACUCUGCACAACGCCCGCGCCCAAAGACAGCGUGCCCGGCGCCACGAUUUUGCAUCGCCAAGUUCAGCCGCUACUCGACGCAUUCUCGGACACGGAGCGCGCCGCGCGCGAGUACACGGCAGAAGUAGAAGAGACGUGUGAUGCUGAAAUGCGCGCAUUUCAGCGUCGCGGCCCGUCGAUGAUAUCGCCCAAGUACGCGAGCUGGAAGCAGGAGCGCAGCGUGCUGAGUGUCGAGCAUGCGCAUCGGAUCACAGAAGCGCAAGCACGGCAGUACAUUGCAGAGCGGCUUGGCAGCGCAAGGAGUGGCCCAUUGGGCCGCGAUGCCCGAGGAAAUGUGUACUGGCACCUGUGCCCUUUGGACACGCCGCUGCGCGAGGAGGACGCCGUGGCGCUCGGUUUUUUUUCUGGGCACUGGACGGACGCUUUGCUCGUUUCCAGCGACACGGAUCCCCACGCGCCGCUCCUCGGCACGACCGACCCAAGCCAAUAG